Molecule: messenger RNA, 2201 nt
Organism: Spea bombifrons (plains spadefoot toad)
Lineage: Eukaryota; Metazoa; Chordata; Amphibia; Anura; Pelobatidae
Gene: PTGS2
Product: prostaglandin-endoperoxide synthase 2
Exons: 10
Coding region: 101-1915 (604 amino acids)
Biological process (GO): cyclooxygenase pathway; response to oxidative stress
Cellular component (GO): cytoplasm; neuron projection
Molecular function (GO): oxidoreductase activity, acting on single donors with incorporation of molecular oxygen, incorporation of two atoms of oxygen; heme binding; prostaglandin-endoperoxide synthase activity
Source: RefSeq, a predicted model, not a curated record
GGAAAGCUUGCUGGCUGUAGAGCUACGAGAAGAGCUCACCUCGGAUUCUUAAGAGAACAAACUCACUGCAGGACAUCUGCUGCUACCACUCACCACUGGAAUGAUUAUUACAGGAGUUUUUGUGUUUUUUUCUCUGUUGGUUUUCUCCCAUGGAGCAAACCCAUGCUGUUCAAAUCCAUGUCAGAACAGAGGUGUAUGCAUGACAUAUGGCGACAGAUAUGAAUGUGAUUGCACGCGGACGGGGUUCUAUGGCGAAAACUGUACCACCCCUGAAUUUUUUACGUGGAUAAAAGUAACCCUGAAACCUGCACCCAGCACUGUGCAUUAUAUCUUGACCCACUUCAAAGGCGUUUGGAACAUAAUUAACAACAUUUCUUUCUUGCGUGACGCCAUAAUGCGAUAUGUUUUGACGUCGAGGUCUCACUUGAUUGAUAGCCCCCCUACCUAUAACAGUCAUUAUGACUAUAAAAAUUGGGAAGCAUAUUCAAACCUUUCCUACUAUACCCGAUCCCUGCCUCCAGUAGGACAUGACUGUCCAACCCCAAUGGGAGUCAAAGGAAAAAAAGAGCUCCCCAACGCCAACCUGAUAGUGGAAAAAUUCCUCUUAAGAAGAAAGUUUAUUCCAGACCCCCAGGGCACCAACAUAAUGUUUGCUUUCUUUGCACAACACUUUACUCACCAGUUCUUUAAGACGGACACAAAAAGAGGAGCAGCUUUCACCAAGGCAUUAGGACAUGGGGUGGAUUUAAACCAUAUAUAUGGAGAAAGCUUGGAUAGACAACAUAAAUUGCGUUUAAAGAAAGAUGGCAAGCUAAAGUUUCAGAUUAUUGAUGGCGAAAUGUAUCCUCCAACUGUGAAAGACACGGAUGUGGAAAUGUUGUACCCACCUCAAGUACCAGACCAUCUUCGGUUUGCCGUGGGUCAAGAAGUUUUUGGUCUUGUCCCAGGGUUGAUGAUGUAUGCCACCAUUUGGUUGAGGGAGCACAACAGAGUUUGCGACAUCUUGGUGCAGGAGCAUCCGGAGUGGGAUGAUGAGAGAAUCUUCCAAACUGCAAGACUUAUUCUCAUCGGUGAGACCAUCAAGAUUGUUAUCGAAGAUUACGUGCAGCAUCUGAGUGGGUACAAUUUCAAGCUCAAAUUUGACCCCCAGCUGUUGUUCAAGCAGAGAUUCCAGUAUCAGAACAGAAUUGCUGCUGAGUUUAAUACUCUGUACCACUGGCACCCUCUCCUGCCUGACACCUUCCAAAUCAACGAAAAGGAGUACAACUAUCAACAGUUUCUGUAUAAUAACUCUGUGUUACUGCAGCAUGGGAUAUCGGAGAUGGUUGAAUCUUUUACCAAGCAAAAUGCUGGACGGGUUGCUGGAGGCAGAAAUGUUCCAGCUGCGGUGUUCAGAGUGGCGGUAGCUUCCAUUGAACAGAGCAGAGAGAUGAGAUACCAGUCCCUUAAUGAGUACAGAAAGCAUUUCAUGAUGAAACCCUUCAAAUCCUUUGAAGAAUUAACAGGGGAGAAAGAAAUGUCAGCAGAACUUGAAAAACUUUAUGGAGACAUUGAUGCCAUGGAACUUUAUCCUGGACUCUUGGUGGAACAACCUCGACCAGGAGCCAUUUUUGGAGAGACAAUGGUAGAACUUGGUGCCCCAUUCUCAUUGAAAGGUCUAAUGGGGAAUGCAAUUUGUUCUCCUGAGUACUGGAAGCCCAGUACUUUUGGUGGAAAUGUAGGUUUUGAAAUUGUGAAUACUGCUUCUUUACAAAAACUGAUUUGUAACAAUGUUAAAAACUGCCCUUACACAUCAUUUCAUGUUCUGAAAAAUGAUAAUUCUGAGAGGGCAACCAUUAAUGCAAGUUCAAACUCUGCACCACUGGAAGAAGUCAACCCAACGUUACUACUGAAAGAACGUUCAUCCGAACUUUAAGGAUUUUAAACACUGGAGAAAACUUCUCACCCUCCUUUUUUUGCUGGUUAUGAUAGUUUGGCAUUAGAUGAAAAAUGUCUGCCAUACUGCCAGCUGCUGCUGCUACAUCAUGUGUUAUUUUAUAGAGUAUUUUCUGAAACGUGUCUUAAAGUCUAAGUGCAGAACAGAGCAUGUGAGCACUAAUUUACAUACUUGUGAUUCAUAUAAUAACACAUGACACCACAUAAUUGAGAAGUUUAUAUUUUUAUUGUUAACUGGCAUUUUCUAGUCAUUCGAUGUAUUUUGG